CACCAAUGUUCUUCAGAGAACAAGCAGGAUUGACACCAAGUUCGAUUUAAAGACAUCUUCUUGACUACUGGAAGAAAGGUAAAAAAUCCUCAAGAUGCCUCGAGUUCCAGUGAUUCCUACUGAGCAGGUGGAGAUCAAGAAACGAUCUAAAAUGCCUGGUGUUAUGAUCACCCAAUAUGUGAAGGAACUACCACGUGGAAAGAAUACACCUGAUUUCAACAGGAAACCAAUGGCAUUGUCAGUUCAAGAAGGUAAAGUGGCCAUUUUUAGGGCAGUGGUGUGUGGAGAUCCAGCGCCGACUGUAACGUGGGCUCGCAUCAAGGGUGACACAUCCGAUCCAGAAUUAUAUAAGACAAGAUUUGAUCAAAGAUCUAGAGAGUAUAUUCUGGAGAUCCCUAAUGUGAAAGCAAACCAAGCGGACACAUACAAAUGUUUUGCUACAAAUGAGUUUGGGAAAGCUGUGUGCACGGCUACAUUGGGUGUCACGUCAGCUGGAUUCAAAAAACUACAAGCCGAUAGCCAAACAAAUGAUCCUGAGGACUUCAGAAAAAUGCUUAAGAAAACUACAAUUGUCAAAAAGAGGAAAGAGAAACCAAAGAAAGAGGGAGAGAUUGAUCCAAAAUUUUGGGAGGUGAUGCUUAGUGCCAAAAAGUCAAAUUAUGAGCGAAUAUGUCGGCAGUUUGGAGUCACUGAUUAUCGCUGGAUGCUAAAACAGCUUAACCUGAAGAAAAAGGAGAGAGAGGACGAACAAGCUAAGGUGGUUGAGAAAAUUGACAACAUGAAACAAAUAGAAGUGAAAACGAGUGGCAGAGCUGAAUUUGAGUUUGAAAUGAAACUUACUGACCCAAACAGCAAACUGUAUGUCUACAAAAAUGGAGAUAUGCUUGACUUUGGAGAUGGAACUGAUGAUUCCUGCAAACACAAUAUGAAGAAAUCUGAUGAUAAGUACUUGUUUAGCAUCAACAAUCCUACUCUGAACGACAGUGGAUUAUACCAAGUUGACGUUGAGGAUGUGAACAUUUUCUCGACAAACUUUACAAUUCCUGAUGUUGAGUUUAAUGGGAUGCUAAAGGAUGCUAAAGCGGUUGAGGGACACGACGCAGUGUUCGAGUGCGUUUUAUCCGGACCUGUACCGCAGAUCACCUGGUGCGCCAAUGACGUCUCUGUUGAACAUGGAGACAAGUAUAACAUCACAGUAUCUGAGGACAAACUCACCCACAGAUUAGAAGUGAAGAACUGUAAACCAGAGGACAAAGGCGUGUACACGGCUAUUGCUGGGAUUAAAACCUCCAGGGCUACGCUUGCUAUCAAUGAAGAUCCUAAUGCUAGGGGGAAAGGUCGAGGUGGUGCAAGUGACAAUGCAGAUGAAGUGGGCAGGAAAGCUAAGGGGGCUGAUGGGAGAGGUGAUGGAGGGGAUGGAAGUAAAGGUUCUGGGUCGGGGGAUGGACACGGAGGAGAUCCAAGAGGAAAGCAUGGAUUGAUAGGUGACGAUAUGGACCAUGAUGGAAGUGGGCAGCAUAAAACAGGAGUGAAACUGGGAUCAGCUGUGAUUGGAUCUGGAGAUGAUGAUAAAGUGAACUUUGCAAAUGGGUUAUCAGACAUAAACGCCCUCCGUGGCAAGUCUGCAGAACUUGUGUGCACGCUAAAUACUGACAAUGCUGAUGGUGUGUGGUAUAAAAAUGGGGUGAAGCUGACUUCUAAAGAUGGAGUGACAAUCUUGAAAGAUGGUUGUACACAUAAGCUCAUAAUCCAAAGUUGCAAUGAUGCAGAUGAAGGUUUAUAUGAGUUUGAAGUGAAUGGGUGCAGAACACAGGCCAUGAUUAAAGUUGGAGAUCUUCCAGAAUUCGAUCCUGAUGCCUUGCAAAAGUUUUCCAACCCUGUGAUUGUAAAAGCAGGUCAGAGCGCUUCUUUUAAGAUGCCAUUUCAACCACAAGACUCUCUGGAGAUCAAAUGGUUUAACAAAGGCUCGGAGCUUAAUGAUGGUGGUUCAGUAAAAGUCAUUAAGGAAUCCAACCUCAGUCGACUUCAAAUUAAAGACUGUCUACGAUCAGAUACAGGAGAAAUCAAAAUACAGCUUAAAAACCCUUUCGGGUCGAUCGAAGCUGUAUCAAGUCUAAUUGUACUAGACAAGCCAGGUCCACCGCAAGGCCCACUGGAAGUGAAUGGAAGUACAUCCUCUGUCCUUGAAUUGAAAUGGAAUCCUCCAAAGGAUGAUGGUGGCUCAGAAGUGACAAACUACAUCAUUGAGCGGCAACAAGUCGGGCAGAAUACAUGGGAAAAAAUUGGGGAUAUUUCAGCUAACCAUCUUACCUUCAGAGACAGAAAUGUGUCCCGGGGCAAGAGAUACAUCUAUCGCAUCUACGCAGAAAAUCUUGAGGGCAUCAGUGAGCCGAUGGAGACCGAGAAAAUCAUGGCUGGUGCUUUAGUCUUCCCUGGUCCACCAGCUCCUCCCAAGGUGAUCAGUGCUUCCAAAAACUGUAUCAACCUGACAUGGAGUCCACCGGAGAACGAUGGAGGGACUCAAAUUUUGGGUUACCAACUGGAGAAACGCAAGAAAGAUACUAACCAAUGGGUGAAUCUGAACCCGGUCAAUGAACCUAUUCAAGGUCUGAAGUAUGCAGUAAGGGAUGUGUCCGAAGGGUCAGAGUAUGAGUUCAGACUAUCAGCUAUUAAUCGGUCUGGAGCUGGAGAACCAAGUGCUCCAUCUGUGAUGGCCUGUGCUAAAAACCCCAACAUGAAGCCAUAUUUCAAAGAUCCUGAAGACUUAAUGGUUGUGAGGUCAGGAAAUUCCAUCAGAAUCAAAAUUAAUUACGAGGCCUCUCCACAACCAGUGAUCAGAUGGCUUAAAAACGGUGAACCUGUAUCUCCGUUGAACCAGAUCUUUAAUACUGACGGCACAUCCACACUGGUCAUACCCUCAUCAAAGUACUCAGACUCUGGUGUUUACACCAUUGUGGCUAAAAACUCAAGUGGGCAAACCAGCUUUGACAUAGAGGUCAGAGUAGCAGAUGAACCCAAACCUCCAGGCCCAGUGGAGCUGGAGCAGGUGGUUUAUGGUAAAGUCAUUAUCUCAUGGGCUCCAUCUCCAGACCAGAAGAAAGACGACAGACUGCACUACAUGGUCGCAGAAUACAACUCCAACACUCGGAUUUGGCGCAGGAUAGCCGACCACCUUUUCUGUGCUACGUAUACUACCAACAUUCAACCAGGUCAAGAAUAUCACUUCAGAAUCUAUGCAAAAAAUGAUCUGGGACUUUCCGACCCUUCAGAUUCACCAACAUGGGGCAUCAACAGCAAUAGAGUUUCAGUAACCUCGAACGUGUCAGCCGUGAUAACUUUGGAAAGGCCACCAUCUAUCUUGGUUCCACUGAAACUCCACUCUCCACCAAAAGGAUAUCAGUGCUUCAUGACCUGCGCUGUUCGCGGCUACCCCACGCCAAAUAUCGGAUGGUAUCAUAACGGGAUUUGCAUCAAUUCGAACCACAACUACAACAUCACAAACGCAUCUGGCAUCUGCUCCAUGUACAUCCUUAGGGUUGGGCACGAAGACGGUGGCGAGUACAAAGUGGUGGCGGUCAACCCGCUUGGAAGGGCAGAAUGUUCUACCGUAUUAAAAGUAAAAGAUUAAUCUUCAGCCUCCUGGAUACUUCUUAUUUGAUUUCAUGCAUGAAUAUAUGAAGCUACCGGUGAAUUAAAUGUGACAUUUUCUACGACAUCCUGGCUAAAGUCUCAUAAUAAUCUAAUGAUGAGAUUUGGAGAAUCAAAGAUUGAUUUCAGUCAUUGGUUUUAAUCUUUGACAUGACCUUACUCAGUCCAUAUUAAAAAUAUAAAGGACAUAUUGCUAUUGGUUAAUGCAGUACUGUGUCUAGACUACUACUAUAAAUACUGGAAUGCAUGCUUAAAGAGUGUAUGUGUAAAUGGAAAAAA
Paramisgurnus dabryanus is the source of this 3927-nucleotide messenger RNA. Its product is annotated as immunoglobulin-like and fibronectin type III domain-containing protein 1. Gene Ontology annotation, cellular component: M band. NCBI's taxonomy places the organism in Eukaryota, Metazoa, Chordata, Actinopteri, Cypriniformes, Cobitidae. The record is from RefSeq and is a predicted model, not a curated record. Gene Ontology annotation, molecular function: protein binding. Gene Ontology annotation, biological process: sarcomere organization.